AUGGUAAAUGAUGCGUCCACGUACAAGCAACGGAAAGACAAUCCAUCGAACCGAGUGCUAAAAAUGUUAAACAGCAUAAUAGAACAGUGGUGGUUAGACCAGCACAUCGACAGAGCGACGAAACACAAGCUUAAGAUGUACAACUGCACCCCACCGCGAAUCUAUGGACUCCCCAAAAUUCACAAAGAAAACUGCCCCCUCCGUCCUGUGAUAUCCACCAUCGGUUCAGCAACCUACCACAUGGCUCAGUAUCUAUCGGGAAUUUUAAACAAUUUAGUGGGAAAAACGGAGUACCACGUUCGCAACAGCUUCGAAUUCGCUAAGGAGAUAUCCAAGAUACGGGUACCGGAAGGAUGUGUAAUGUAUUCAUUAGAUGUGGUAUCCCUAUACACUAAUAUACCUAUCAAUAAAGUGUACGAGUACGUCGAAGAAAGAUGGAAUGAAGUAGCACAAACAACCACUAUUCCUUGGGACAGUUUUAAACAAGCAAUGAAAACUGUACUAGAAGCCUCCUUUUUUCAGUAUGACGGAAAGUUCUACGACCAAAUAUUUGGAGUGCCCAUGGGAUCCCCCCUCUCUCCCGUCAUUGCUAACAUUGUUAUGGAAAAAUUAGAGGGAGAGGCCCUCGAGGGAUUGAAGCAAAAGGGAAUAUCGCUGAUAGUGUACCGACGGUAUGUAGAUGAUUGCUUUCUUGUGGGUAAAGAAAAUGAGAUAGAAACUGUCAUCGAAGAAUUUAACGAACAACAUACUAGCAUUAAAUUCACGGUAGAAAAAGAAAGCAACGAAUCGAUUCGCUUUUUAGAUCUACUAUUAUCCAGAAACGGGGAAAAAAUCGACAAAAAAUGGCUCCCGAAACAGAAAACAGGACGGUAUUUGGACUACACAUCGGAGAGCCCAUACACCCACAAGAAGAACACCGCAAUUGCACUUAUGGACCGAGCACUAAAACUCACGGAUGCGAACAAAAGGGAAGAGAGCAUAACAGAGGCAUCUAACAUACUACGCGCCAACAACUAUCCGGAACACAUCAUAAAAAGUGUGCUUAAACAGCGGGUAGACAUACUCUACAACACCCUACAAACCAGGAGCGCAGACGAGCAAACAGCAAAAUAUAUAUCCAUUCCAUAUAUCCCCUGCUUGAGCGAGAAAAUCGGCAAGGUAUUGCGCAAGAAUGACUUAAAUGCAGUAUACAAACCAAAUGACAAAAUAAAAAACACGAUCUUCACGAUGCUGAAAGAUAAAAUACCAAAAAUGCAGCAAACAAAUGUAGUCUACAGCAUUCCAUGCGGCGGAUGCACCAAUAAAGAGUACAUCGGGCAAACUUCCCAAACCCUAGAGAAACGCAUUAGCCAGCAUAAAAACUCUAUACGCACUAGCACAUCGAUAACCGGCCUAACACAACACACAAGAGAAUGUGGACACCACUUUAACUUCAACGAAACGAGAAUAUUGGAGAGAAUUAACCACGAGUCCAACAGGUUAACAGCGGAGGUUCUUCAUAUUAAGCUGAGAGAGCAAAGAGCGGUAAACCUUCAACGGGACGCCGCCAGCUUCGCCUGCACAUAUAACGGUCUUCUUAAUAAGCUACGAUCGACGCGCAAUGGCACUGGUGAGAAAGAAGAGAGACGCCAACAGUGA
This is a messenger RNA of Topomyia yanbarensis, 1638 nucleotides long. RefSeq lists its product as uncharacterized. The record is from RefSeq and is a predicted model, not a curated record. The transcript has a single exon. The coding region runs from base 1 to 1638 and encodes 545 amino acids. Lineage: Eukaryota; Metazoa; Arthropoda; Insecta; Diptera; Culicidae.